AGUCAUUCGACAGGAAGCCUAGGUGAAUACCUGUUCUGUGAAGUUGUCUUCGAUCACCGAACUUGAAAAUCUUCGAAGGUGCAGGAAUCAGACACAGAUGCAUCGCUUGCGUGUGUUGCUGACAGUAUCUCACAAAUGCCCGACACGGGUCGCGCGUGGAUCCGAGCUUUCGUGCUGGUCAAGUCGCGCGCACUACCAGGGUCUUCGCUUUGCCGCAUGCAUCGACGGGAUUCAACACAGGGCUUCUUAUCGCACGACCGCCCAAUGUUUUGGCAAGGAUUGCAAUGGUGCCGUUCGGGUGUCAAAUACCGCCGCGAGCGUACUCGACACCAUCCAAGAGACGGAUAUUGCCACGAGAAAAUCGCCGUCGGAUUCCGCGGCGAAUAUGGCUUUACUUGAGGAAAUCCUUGGACCCCAUCCCGAAGGCACCUUCGCGGCACGCCACGUCGGACCGCGGGAAGGUGACCAGAAGGACAUGCUCAAAUACCUCGGAUAUCAGGCCAUGGAGGAUUUCAUUCGUGACACAGUCCCCCAGAGCAUCAGAUUGAGAAGACCGCUACGCCUUCCGGAACCCAUGUCGGAAAGCGAGCUUACUGCCCUUGCUCAACGGACGGCGAGCGAGAAUGAUUUGUGGAAGUCUUACAUCGGACUCGGCUAUCAUGCGUGCCACGUACCGCAAGCAAUUUUCAGAAAUAUCUUCGAGAACCCCGGCUGGACGACUCAGUACACACCAUAUCAGCCGGAAAUAUCACAAGGCAGAUUAGAAGGUCUACUCAACUAUCAAACGAUGGUAACGGAGCUGACGGGGAAACCCGUUGCGAACGCUUCGCUGCUUGAUGAAGGAACAGCUGCUGCUGAGGCAAUGGCCCUGUGUGUUAGACAAACACGCAGAACGAGGUUCGUCGCAUCGACACGCGUGCACCCGCAGACGCUGGCUGUGCUGCGGACGCGGGCCUCUGACAUGGGGAUUACUCUGGACGUUCGGGCGGUACAAUUUAUGGACUUCGAGUCGAAGGACAUCGCGGGUGUACUUUACCAAUAUCCGGACACGGAAGGAAAGGUCAAAGACUUUUCCGAACUAAUCGACAAGGCGCACAAAAAUGGGGCAUUGGUUUGCUGUGCGUCGGACUUGCUGGCACUUACUCUCCUCAAGCCACCCGGUGAAAUGGGAGCGGAUAUUGUGUUCGGCAAUAGCCAGCGUCUUGGAAUACCAAUCGGCUUCGGCGGGCCUCAUGCUGCAUUUUUUGCCUGCUCUGAGUCGUUGGUUCGUCUCAUGCCCGGCCGCAUGGUCGGCGUAAGCAUCGAUAGCAGCGGGAAAACUGCCCUGCGUCUGGCACUUCAAACCCGCGAGCAGCAUAUUCGUAGGGACAAGGCGACGUCCAACAUCUGCACGGCACAAGCGCUGCUGGCGAACAUGUCGGGAAUGUAUGCCGUCUACCACGGUCCCCGAGGUUUGAAGAGGAUCGCGGAACGAGCGCAUAACAACGCCCUCCUCGUUGUCGAAGCGGCCGAAGUGGUCGGACACGUACCGCAGUCGACGCUUUUCUUCGACACGAUCAAGAUUCGACCGUCUGAGGCUUUCCCACAGGAAUCUAUCAGGCAACGGGCCGAAGAGAAAAAGAUCAAUUUGAGAUAUUACGACGACGGUGGGGUUGGGAUUUCGUCGAAUGAAACAAUGUCGCAAGGAGAUCUCCAGGAUCUUCUUUGGACACUCGGUUGUCGCUUCACGCUGGACGAGUUGGCCGCUCGUCACGGGAAAGACGCAAUUGGAAGGAGAAUUUCCGACUCGCCGUUGGCGCGAACGUCCAAAUUUAUGCAGCAGCCGAUUUUCAACAAGUAUCAUUCCGAGGCUCAAAUCGUACGCUAUAUGAAACAGCUGGAAAACAAGGACGUUUCCCUGGUUCACUCUAUGAUCCCUCUCGGGUCCUGCACCAUGAAGCUGAAUGCUACCUCUGAAAUGGUGCCAUGCUCGUUGCCCGGCUUCGCAAAUCUGCAUCCUUUUGUGCCGAUUGAUCAAGCAGCGGGUUACCAGAGAAUUUUUCGAGACCUUGACGAGUACUUGUGCGAAAUCACCGGCUUUGAACACAUAUCAUUGCAGCCGAACAGUGGAGCCCAAGGGGAAUUUGCGGGAUUGACGACGAUAAAGAAAUACCUGGCGGCAAUCGGGGAAGUAAAGCGGGAUAUCUGUCUCAUCCCAACUUCCGCUCACGGAACCAAUCCCGCUUCAGCGCAAAUGGCUGGCAUGAAAGUAGAACCCGUACAGGUCAAAAAAGACGGCUGCAUCGAUUUCGACGACUUGAAGAAGAAGGUGGAAAGAUUCAGCGACAGACUUGCGUGUCUGAUGGUGACUUACCCGUCGACAAACGGCAUUUUCGAAGAAGGUAUUGAGACCAUGUGCGACUUGAUUCACUCUGCUGGAGGCCAGGUAUAUCUAGAUGGCGCUAACAUGAAUGCUCAGGUGGGACUCUGUCGCCCCGGGGAUUACGGUGCAGACGUGUGUCACCUCAACUUGCACAAGACUUUCUGCAUCCCCCACGGAGGCGGGGGACCAGGAAUGGGUCCAAUCGGAGUAAAAAAUCAUCUUGGACCAUAUUUGCCCUCUCAUACUCUGGUGAAAAUGGAACAAUACCACGGAUCAGUGGCGCCCACUAGCGGAGCUGUCAGCUCGGCUCCCUUCGGAUCACCUCUAAUCUUGCCGAUAUCCUGGGCUUACAUUCGCAUGAUGGGUGCGGACGGUCUUCGAAAAGCGACGGAAGUUGCCAUGCUGAAUGCAAAUUACAUGGCUAAAAGACUGGAGCCGUUCUAUAAAUGCCUAUUCCGGGGUCAUUUGGGAAAUGUGGCGCAUGAGUUCAUCCUGGACGUCAGGCCUUUCAAGAAAACAGCUGGCAUUGACGUCGCUGACAUCGCUAAGCGCCUUCAGGAUUACGGAUUUCAUGGGCCUACGAUGUCUUGGCCUGUCACGGGUUGUCUGAUGAUUGAACCGACAGAGUCGGAGGACAAAGCCGAAUUGGAUCGUCUAUGUGAUGCCUUGAUUGGGAUUCGGGAGGAAAUCGCCGCGAUUGAGAAAGGGGCCAUGGAUUCAGAGAGAAACCCGUUGAAAUUGGCUCCGCAUCCUCUUAGUGACGUGUGCUGUUCCGAGUGGAAUCGACCAUACAGUCGGGAAAUAGCUGCGUUUCCUGCGCCGUUCGUGAGACCCGAGACGAAGGUUUGGCCGACAGUAGGGAGACUGGAUGAUAAGUUCGGAGACCGGAACUUGGUUUGCUCGUGCCCCUCCAUGGAUGAGUACUCCACGUCAUCGUCCAAUUCCUCUGACGACGAAGCCUCCUGUGCCAUGUGAAUCAACAUCAUUUUGAUUAAAGAUGUCGAGAUUUUUUCUUCUGAAGAUCGAUUUUCAUUCUCCCUCCCCAAGAGCAAAGUUUGGUUUAUCGUGCUGUGAUACCCUCUGUCCUUGUUGCCUUUUUGUCGCUUGAGUUUCGGCGAAGUGUGACUCAGACGGUUUUUUAAAUUGAUGGAAACGCGAUUCCGUGGGUGGAGUGGAAUCGGCCGUAAUUAUCGGGUCAUUGCGUGAGCAUAUUUUCAAGGCCGGGAUGUUUUGAAUUGUCGGAAAUGCGAUUCUUUUUUUUAGUGCUUCACGAUUUUGUUUCAAUCUAUGACCCAAUAAAACUCUUCUGUGGAUUA
Notodromas monacha is the source of this 3678-nucleotide messenger RNA. Lineage: Eukaryota; Metazoa; Arthropoda; Ostracoda; Podocopida; Cyprididae. The record is from the annotation of a GenBank genome assembly.